AUCAGCUGAGAGUGGCCUGGCGACUGACCGUGACUAAUGCAAGGCUGAUAACACCAAGCUACACCAUUGACCCACUCGCAACACCAAGGAACACACCCACAACGCACCAAUAAGGGAGUGACAAUGCUGGAAAUAAUAAUGAUUGUGUACCAGUAUGUCCUGCUGCUGUGUGACUUUGCUGUGCUGCUGUGGCGCUGCCUGGUGCUGACCCUGAUGUCUGUGUGGCGCACCAUCAGCCCGCCACCACUAGCGUCGCUGGCCGGAGAGAUAGUGCUGGUGACUGGGGCAGGCCAUGGCAUUGGGAGAGAGCUCAGCCUACAGUUUGCCCGACUUGGUGCCCGAGUGGUGUGUCUCGAUAUUAAUGAGGUUACUAACAGAAGCACGAAAGAGGACAUUUUGAGAGAGGGGGGUUCAGCGUGGGACUACAAGUGUGAUGUCGCCAGCCGAGACGAAGUGAAGACUGUCUGUGCCAAGGUUCGGGAGGAGGUUGGUGAGGUAACAGUGCUGGUGAACAAUGCUGGUGUGAUGCCGUGCAAACCCUUCUUGAAACACACACCGGAUGACGUCGUUGGUGUGUUUCGAGUCAACGUGUUUGCGCAGUUUUGGCUCCUGCAAGAGUGGCUGCCAAGCUUCAUUAAGGCAGGAAGAGGCAAAAUUGUCGCACUGUCUUCUAUUGCUGGCCUGGUCCCUACCUCCAAUCUAGUCCCUUACUGUGCCACCAAGUUCGCUGUGAGAGGAUUAAUGGAAGGUCUGACGGAGGAACUAAGGUACGCCAAACGCCAUCCGGACAUCCAGGUGACGUCCGUUUAUCCGUUUGUCGUGGAUACCGGCCUGGCCCAGCACCCGCGCAUCAGGUUCCCAUCGCUGAACCCUGUGACCUCCCCCAGCCAGUGUGCAGCCCAGGUCAUCGAGGGGGUCAGGAGAGGGGAAGAGGUCAUCUGUGUCCCAAGGAAGGAUUUCUAUGGCCACUGGCUUGUCAAUGCAAUGCCAAGGGAAGUUCGGAAAGCCUUCCUAGAUUUUAUGGACACAGGUGUGGACGAGGACUGAGAGAGAGAGAGAGAGAGAGAGAGAGAUUGUUAUUGUUAUUAUUGUUGUUUGUUGAUGGAGCUGUAAUGCAAAUAUUCUCUUAUAAAUUGUUCUUUUGGGGUUGUGACCACACACACACACACACACACACACACACACACACACACACACACACACACUUAUUUAACGAUCUCAAGUGCCUUAUACUUAAAUACCUUACUUAAAAUUAUUACUAUUCAUUAUAUAAGUACCAUUAUUAUUAUUAUUAUUAUUAUUAUUAUUAUUAUUAUUAUUAUUAUUAUUAUUAAGUUACUAUAACGUUAAUUUUUGUUUACUGGAAGGUUGCCUAUUGAAUUUUAAGUUGAUUUUAUAAGAUAUGGUCUAAUUUAUUUGUAUUAAGCCAUAAAUGUUAAUAAAUUUAUCGGUAUA
Messenger RNA from Portunus trituberculatus (swimming crab), 1455 nucleotides. RefSeq names its product epidermal retinol dehydrogenase 2-like. The record is from RefSeq and is a predicted model, not a curated record. NCBI's taxonomy places the organism in Eukaryota, Metazoa, Arthropoda, Malacostraca, Decapoda, Portunidae. Gene Ontology annotation, cellular component: lipid droplet. Bases 124 to 1047 code for a protein of 307 amino acids. Gene Ontology annotation, molecular function: oxidoreductase activity, acting on the CH-OH group of donors, NAD or NADP as acceptor. The transcript has 10 exons.